AUGGCGGGGGCCGCUCGGACCCCGGCCUUUGGACAGGCUGUGAUCGGCCCGCCGGGCUCGGGGAAGACCACCUACUGCCUGGGCAUGAGCGAGUUCCUGCGCGCGAUGGGCCGGCGCGUGGCGGUGGUGAACUUGGACCCGGCCAACGAGGGGCUGCCGUACGAGUGCGCCGUGGACGUGAGCGAGCUGGUGGGUUUGGGCGACGUGAUGGACGCGCUGCGGCUGGGACCCAACGGCGGCCUGCUGUACUGCAUGGAGUACCUGGAGGCCAACCUGGACUGGCUGCGUGCCAAGCUUGACCCCCUCCGCGGCCAUUACUUCCUCUUCGACUGCCCAGGCCAAGUGGAGCUCUGCACGCACCAUGGCUCCUUGCGCAGCAUCUUCUCCCAGAUGGCUCAGUGGGACCUCAGGCUGACUGCUGUCCACCUGGUAGAUUCUCACUACUGCACAGACCCCGCCAAGUUCAUUUCAGUACUGUGCACCUCCCUGGCCACCAUGCUGCAUGUAGAGCUGCCCCACGUCAACCUCCUCUCCAAGAUGGACCUCAUUGAGCACUAUGGGAAGCUAGCCUUCAACCUGGACUACUACACAGAGGUCCUGGACCUCUCCUACUUGCUUGACCACCUGGCUUCUGAUCCUUUCUUCCGCCACUAUCGUCAGCUCAAUGAGAAGUUGGUGCAGCUCAUUGAAGACUACAGCCUGGUCUCCUUCAUUCCUCUCAACAUCCAGGACAAGGAGAGUGUCCAGCGGGUUCUGCAGGCUGUGGAUAAAGCCAACGGCUACUGCUUCGGGGUCCAAGAGCAGCGAAGCCUGGAGGCCAUGAUGUCUGCUGCAGUGGGAGCUGACUUCCACUUCUCCUCCACCCUGGGAAUCCAGGAGAAGUACCUGGCACCCUCAGACCAGUCAGUGGAGCAAGAAGCCAUGGACCUGUAA
Pipistrellus nathusii (Nathusius's pipistrelle) is the source of this 933-nucleotide messenger RNA. Lineage: Eukaryota; Metazoa; Chordata; Mammalia; Chiroptera; Vespertilionidae. The record is from the annotation of a GenBank genome assembly.